Messenger RNA from Betta splendens (Siamese fighting fish), 1437 nucleotides. RefSeq names its product testisin-like. The record is from RefSeq and is a predicted model, not a curated record. NCBI's taxonomy places the organism in Eukaryota, Metazoa, Chordata, Actinopteri, Anabantiformes, Osphronemidae. Gene Ontology annotation, molecular function: serine-type endopeptidase activity. The transcript has 7 exons. Gene Ontology annotation, biological process: proteolysis. Bases 1 to 1437 code for a protein of 478 amino acids.
AUGCAGCUCAGCAGCUCUAUCACCUUCAAUAACUACAUCCGUCCUAUCUGCCUGGCCAGUAGCUCCAGUCAGUUCCACAGCUCCACCCCCUGCUGGGCCACAGGCUGGGGGCGACUGGGGAAUGAUCAACCACUGGUUGCUUAUAACAUCCUUCAGGAGGUUCAGAUUCCUAUCGUUGGUCCCAAAAAGUGCAGCUGUGAUUACUCCAAAAUACUAGAGUCACUUAUCAAUAAAAAUAUGAUUUGUGCUGGACAGCAGAACAAAGGAAUCUGCAAUGGAGACUCUGGUGGACCUCUGCAGUGCAAACAAGGCUCAGUGUGGGUCCAGGCUGGCAUCACCAGCUUUGGAGUCCCCUGUGCUCUGGCUGGUUUUCCUGAGGUCUAUGCCCGAGUGUCUGCGUUCCAGUCCUGGAUCACAAAUGGAGUGUCUGGGGCCAAUGACUCACACAGCUUCAGCUUAACUACAUGCAGCGUUUUAUUGACCAGUUGUUUUGCUCUGUCAGACUGUGGAGUGGCACCUCUGAACACCAGGAUAGUAGGAGGUGUGAAUGCCUCAGCUGGUUCAUGGCCAUGGCAGGUCAGCAUCCGCUACAAUGGAGCUCACAUAUGUGGAGGGACCCUGAUCAGUGACCAGUGGGUCCUCACAGCAGCCCACUGCAUCAUAACGAGCACGCUGAGCGAUUGGACUCUCUACUUUGGAAUAGUGACUCAGAGUGGCCCAAAUCCAAACCAAGUCACUCGCAGCGUGUCUCAGACCUUAGUUAAUUCUAAUUAUAACAACCCCUUGUUCAACAAUGACAUCGCCCUCAUGAAGCUCAGCAGCUCUAUCACCUUCAAUAACUACAUCCGUCCUAUCUGCCUGGCCAGUAGCUCCAGUCAGUUCCACAGCUCCACCCACUGCUGGGCCACAGGCUGGGGGCGACUGGGGAGUGAUCAACCACUGGUUGCUUAUAACAUCCUUCAAGGGGUACAGAUUCCUAUUGUUGGUCCCAACCAGUGCCGCAGCGAUUACAGUCUAAUAAAAAAUGUUAACAUGACUGACCAGAUGAUUUGUGCUGGACAGCCAAAUAAAGGAACCUGCCAGGGAGACUCUGGUGGACCGCUGCAAUGCAAACAAGGCUCAGUGUGGGUCCAGGCUGGCAUCACCAGCUUUGGAGUCCCCUGUGCUCUGGCUGGUUUUCCUGAGGUCUAUGCCAGAGUGUGUCAGUUCCAGUCCUGGAUCGCAAAUCAAUUGUCUGGGACCAAUAUUGGCUUUGUGACAUUCACCUCUAGUGGCUCCAACCAGGACGACAGCUAUGUGUGUUCAAGCACAAACACAGUCACAGCAGCAACAACAACAACUAAUCAGAUGCAGACUUUAACCAAAAGCUCAGCCACUGAUCCCAAGGUGUCAUUUACUUUAAUUUUAGCAAUUUGUGUUUUCAUAGCACAAAACUAA